Messenger RNA from Bicyclus anynana (squinting bush brown), 1273 nucleotides. RefSeq names its product neuropeptide CCHamide-1 (gene CCHa1). The transcript has 6 exons. NCBI's taxonomy places the organism in Eukaryota, Metazoa, Arthropoda, Insecta, Lepidoptera, Nymphalidae. The record is from RefSeq and is a predicted model, not a curated record. Bases 34 to 468 code for a protein of 144 amino acids.
UGCUCACAGGCGAUACAGCGAGCGACGCACACGAUGCAGAGCAAAGCGCACUCGUCGACGGGCAGCGCGGGCGUGUGCGGCGUGCUGGCGCUGAUCCUGGUCGCGUGCCUGGUGGAGUGCGCCACAGGUUCCUGUUUAAGUUACGGGCACUCCUGCUGGGGAGCGCACGGCAAGCGGUCGGGCAAGCCUCCCGCGACGGCGCCGGACUGGUACCUCACCAGGAUCCUGAGACGCAUGGUCGCCAACAGCGAACUGAACCGCGCAAAACAACUCGCCAGUCAAAAUGAAGACGCCAUCUACCGGGUGGAAGAGGACACGCCUGCGACAAACAGGUUGAUGAGUGAUAGUGAAGAAGCACCUCUGGAGCCAUCUUCAAAGGGUCUCGAAGCAAAGCCAAUGAUAGACGACGACGUUCUUUCCAAAAUGAAGCUAUGGCAAAUCAUGAGAGCAGCAUCCGACGAGAAGUAAGCACCUCAUGAUCUCCUCCGCUGAACUCGACAUAACCGAUUCCUCUGAAGCAACUCUCCGCCGGUCAGCUGCAAGGCUGGGUUGCAGUUGACCCUGUAAUAUAUAGGAUAAGUCUGUGCCAUCGCUGACAACUUCACUAUACAUAUGAUAAUACUGACUUUAUCUCCGCAUUCUAUUGUAUUAUAUUUAAAUAUAUGAUAUUUGUUGAUUCUUUGUUUCUCAUUGUUAUAUUAAAAGAUAAAAAGAAAAUAUUUUGCUUUUAGAACCUGUGCUAUUCCGUAACUUUUUUUUAUUUGUCAGUUGAAAAUCAUGUCCAUCGCUCUCUGUCUACAGUAUUGUGUUAGAGAGAGAUAAAUAGAUAUUCGAAAAUCACACAGUUGAGUUUUAAAUACACAGAUUAGUGCUAUUGAUGUCGCAAAAUAUUUUCAAAAAAAACGAAAUCCUUUGAAAGUGUACCUACGCACAUAAUGGCAGGAUUGAUUAAUUAUAUCUACUUAAUAGUUAUUUACUUUGCCUUAAUGUAGAUGUAAUGAUUACAUAGACCGAACAGAAGUAAUACAAUUUUGAUUGUGAAUACGCACGUUCUAAAGCAAUUCAAACUUUACACGCUGUUUAUCGUAUAGUUUGUAUUAUUUUAAAUUGUAUACGAAAGUUAAGAACACUUUAUUUUUCUUAAUUUAGUGUGUAUACUGUAAAUUAACUUCAUAUUAGAUUAAUUAAUAUUAAAUAUAGAUCCCUUGUUGAACCUAGUGGAAUAUGAUGUCUAACUUAUACACAAUGAAGGUUGCACAUCUGAGAAAUAAAA